Molecule: messenger RNA, 732 nt
Organism: Rotaria socialis
Lineage: Eukaryota; Metazoa; Rotifera; Eurotatoria; Philodinida; Philodinidae
Source: the annotation of a GenBank genome assembly
AUGAAUGUCUCACAACUACUUGUUUUUCAACGAACUCUACUAUGGAUUGUACCUCGAGUUGAUCGAACUAUCACACAAUGGGAAAAAAAUUUAUUAGCGCGUUUUCCUAUUGUUAAAAAAUUCAUUCGUAGAAGUCUUUAUUGGUCUCGUGAAGCUUUAGUACUUUCGUUUGUGUAUCGUUGGUCACUUCGUUUUAUUAAUCAAGCAUUAGUCAUAAGUAAUCUUGAACGAGAAAUUAAAGAUGUUGAACUAAGAAGAAAAGUAACAGCAACAUGGGAUUUCGAAUGUAAACGUGCUCUAAUAAGUAGUGAUUGGUAUCCAACAUUACAAAAGCCAAAUACACAUCCAGUUGAUAUUAUUGUUCGGGCAACCGGAUUUGAAGCACAACAAUUCGCAUUACCUAUUUAUGGCAUUGAUGGUUGUGCACUAGCUGAACAAUGGUCUGAUACAAUGAAGGCUUAUCGUGCUAUGACUGAACCUAAUUUUCCAAAUUUAUUUGUUCUUCUUGGUCCUAAGUCUCGUCUCGGUCAUUCAUCUGUUACAAUCAUGCUGGAAGCACAAUUAAAAUACAUAACCGAAGCUCUUCUCUAUACGUUUGAAAAUAGUCUAGGAUCGAUUGAAAUAAAAGAUGGAGGUCGUCAUUCAUGGUCUCGAAAUGUAGAUGGUGUAGUCACAACCAUACGGCAUGAUUUUACAUGGAUUUAUCAUGAAAAUUGUACUUUAGAAAAAUAG